ACCUCUUGGAGGCGAGGGACUCGGAUCAUCACAUCCAGUGGAAGGUGAAGUUCAACCUGGGCAACAGCAGCAGGCAGAUCUCACAGUGCAGAAACUCCAUUCAGGGAAAGAGCCUCCUCACUGAUGAACUGGGUAAAUGAUGUGGACGGUCGCUGCCUAGGCCAAAUAUUAAGUGUGCACUGAUUUAAUUAUUAAGACUAUAAUUAACGUUUUUGUAUUGUGUGCUUUGUUAAAUCUCAAGUAUCGGGGUGAAAACUACAGAUCCUAUAGUUUUGCGUGCCCUCGCAAUAGUAUAUCUUCAUUAGAUUAAUAUUAUAAUACAUUUACCACAAUUUUACUAUAGUAACCAUAUUUUAACCUUGAUAUUCACUGUAAAACAAGAGUAAUAAUACAGGGGAAAAAACGAUAGUAAUAAAAAUCAUAAUUGUGUGGUUAUUAUGGUUUUAUACAAAUAGUAAAACCAUAAUAAGCACAAUAAUUACCAUGGUUAAUCUAUAGUAAAACUCUGGUUACUAUAUGGAUACAGUAUACUGUAUUAAAACCAUGGUUUCUGCCAAAAACAUGGUUACUUUACUUACUUUUCAUAGUUACUACUAUGUUACUAUAGAAAAACCUUGAUUUCUGCCAAAAAAUAUGGUUACUACAGUCUAGAAUAUUACUAUAGUAGAACCAGUUAAACUAUGGUAUUUGUAAAGUAAAACAAGUACAAACACAAAAUUAUGAUUUUUAUUUCCAUUGUUUUAAUUUUCCAUUAUUAUCACUAUGUUUUCAGACAAAUAUCAUGGUUAAAAUAUGGUUGCUGCAGUAAAUGUUUAUUGCAAAGGCACACAAACUAUUAAAAAAAUGAAUAAAAGUCGUGCUAUAUAUCUUUAUUUUUUGAAUUUCAUUAAUGAAAAUGAGAUUUUUUUUUGCAUAACACUAAUGAGUAUGGGCGGAUGCUUAAUUGUCACAAUGCAAAAAAAAAAAAAAAAUGUUAUGCUAAAAAUGAUGUAUUAUUUUUUCUUUUAGUUUGUGGGUGAAAUAUGACCUGGACAUUUUAUUUUUCUUUUUGAUAUUUACUAAUUUUUUGGACAUCGUUUCACAAGGUGAGAUGCAUUUAGUCAACAGAAAAUAUUUUCCAGGUUCCUCAUGGCAGUAGACACAGUUUCCUACAAUGCUACAGUUUAAAUCGUUAGUUCAUUUUUGGCUUAUACAUGGUCACAGCAAUCAUUAUACCUAGCACUGGAAGUGUUCCUCCAGUUGUUCCUUUUAGAUAUAUCUACUUUUGUCACAAAGAUUAUUAUUGCUUUCUCAUUUUUGGUACAUUUAGCUUUUUAUGGGACAGCACAGUGUAGAAUCAAAGUAAAUUAUUGGGAUAGAAAGAGGGGGAUGGGGUUGGGAAAUGACGCUGUUCGAAUUCAAAAUCUGUAUCCCCAUGAGAGCACAAUGGCUUAACACUGACCUCUGCGCCAUGGCUUGGGCAUCAUUCAUUUCCAAAGAUCCAUGUUUUAAAGUGUCCCGCCACCCCGAUUUUCAAUAUGUUCCUACGCCCCUGCUUAUGCUGAUAUAAUAUGUGUUUACAUAAGAUUUAAAUAGUUUUUCUUUAUCCUCAGGUUAUGUGUGUGAGAGGAAGGAUAUGUUGGUAAAUGGAUGUUGUAAUGUCAAUGCUCCCAGCUCAAGUCAGUAUGUCUGUAAAAGUUGUCUGUCCAGUGGCUGCUGCAGUGUCUACGAGUUCUGCGUCUCCUGCUGCCUCCAGCCUGAUAAGCAACCUCUUCUGGAGCGAUUUUUAAAUCGAGCUGCAGAAGGAUUCCAGAAUCUCUUCACUGCAGUUGAAGAUCAUUUUGAGUUGUGUCUGGCUAAAUGUCGCACUUCUUCACAGAGUGUUCAGCAUGAAAACACAUACCGGAACCCUCAGGCAAAGUAUUGCUAUGGUGAGAGUCCACCAGAACUGCUGCCUGGGUGAUCGUGCUGUAGACUCGUUUACCCGAGAAUGGGCUCAAAAAUGAAGGAGAGUUCUUGUAGGUAUUCUCAGGAGUCCUGAUGGACCAAAAUGAACAAAGCGCACAAUCAUGAAGACUGGAAAGAAACAUCAUAGUUCACACUGCAGAAGAACAUAAUACCUUUCUUUACCUCAUCAAUGACAAACAUCUUGUUCCGCCCAGUUAUUUUUACGCUCGUCAUGCUCAAAUUAGGACAUGCAGGCCACAAGCUAAUUGUGAGUGUUUUAUUGUGAGAGGAAUUUCAAGGGUGGAAUUCCAGGGGCUUUGUGUUGUUGAUUCACAUUUCAAAUUAUUCAAAGCACUCGUGGACGUCACCUCAGACUGUUUGACAGUGCCCUCCGCCCCCAGGGAUUGUGGAACAUUCAAUGUUAACUCAGAUCUGUCAGUAAAAAUCGGCAUGUGAACUGCUAUAUGUUAAUUUAAUAAAGUAAAUGUGAUUUUUAGUGGCUUUACAACUGAGCAUUUUGAAGUUUUUACAGGCUUUUCUUACUUGAAGGAAUAAAAUAAAAUGUUGUAUUUAGUGACUCACCCUCAUUUUGUUCCAAAUCUUUAUGCAUGCAAUGAAAGUGAAUAAUGAAUGAGGCUAGCAUUCCUAACAUUUCCUUUUACGUUUUCCGUAGGAAAGAAAGACAUAUGUUUGGAAUGACAUGAGGCUGAGUUAAUGAUUUUUGAAAUGUGUGUGUGUGUCAUUUCUACGCUACAAGCAGCAUGGAAUUGCACAAAUUCAAGGGGUUUCCCAAACAUUCCCAAGAAUGGUCUUUAUAGUUGUUCUGCACAUUAUAAUUAAAAAAAUUACACUGAUCACUUUAAAUGAUUUUUAGCAAGUCAUACACAGGAAGAGUAAUUGGAUACUAGCCCACCGAAAGUAUGGAAAUAAUUUUUGGUUUUAUUUUUUAUUUGAUGAUGAAAUGAGGUUUUGAAUGCAAUUGAUAUUUUUCACUGAAAUCUGUGAGUAACAGGAGUUUUCAUUCUUUAUGAAAUGUGUAAGAUAAACAUCUGUAUGUUACGUAUCAUCAAGUUGUAGUUAUAAUUAAAAGAUGACCACUAACUUGUUGGGACAUCUUAAAAUUCUAGCAACAGGAAAUGUAUCAUAUCAGAAUGGGUCUCACGGUUACCCUCCAGUCAAAAGAUGUUACAUCCGAAGGGGGAAAAAAAAGAGGUUUGAAUGCUAUCCACUUUUGUUACCUUCAAGAUAUAUUUCUACUUAAUCUUACUCUUUCAAAUGUAUUUUAUUGGUGCAAACUAAUGUAGUCAGGUUUAUUUGGUCAUUUUGGUAACUUUUAUAUUAACACUCGCUUUUAUUAAGUAUAGUAAAAAAUGGUAUUUCUUGACUAGAAUAAAACAAGUUAAU
Molecule: messenger RNA, 3330 nt
Organism: Xyrauchen texanus (razorback sucker)
Lineage: Eukaryota; Metazoa; Chordata; Actinopteri; Cypriniformes; Catostomidae
Gene: spring1
Product: SREBF pathway regulator in golgi 1
Exons: 3
Coding region: 1616-1942 (108 amino acids)
Biological process (GO): positive regulation of SREBP signaling pathway
Source: RefSeq, a predicted model, not a curated record